Messenger RNA from Salvia hispanica, 1038 nucleotides. The record is from RefSeq and is a predicted model, not a curated record. NCBI's taxonomy places the organism in Eukaryota, Viridiplantae, Streptophyta, Magnoliopsida, Lamiales, Lamiaceae.
AUGAGGUGGAGCAGCUUGUUCAUCACCUAUGGAAAGAAACAGAGGAUCGGAUUAUAUCAGUUUGGGGAAUGGGGGUCAGGCAAGACUGCCAUUGCCAAGAAGCUCUACAACGAGAUGGCCGCCUUUGAUCUGUCGGCAUGGGUUUGCGUUACUCAGAAAUGUGAGACUCGAUCUGUUUGGGAGGAUGUUCUGAAGCAGCUAGAGAAGAAUAGGAGUGUUUCAAGUCUGAGCGACUUUGAGUUGAUAGUGAGACUAUGUGAGAUACAAAGAGAAAAGCGAUGUCUCAUAAUUUUGGAUGAUCUUUGGGAAGUUUCUCAUUGGGAUGAGCUGAAGUAUCCAUUCAUCGUCCAAGAUUCGCAGAGCAAAAUAUUGGUGACCAAACGAAAACAAAAGGUCGCAGAGAUUGGGUUGGCAGUGAAACAUAGGCUUUUACAUAUGGAUGCUGCUUUGGAACUACUCAAAAACAAAGCAUUUCAGCAUGGAAACGUUCCAGACUCUGCAUUGGAAGAAAGAUUUAAAAAAAAUGGGAAAGAAAUGGUGCAGAAAUGUGGGUAUUUGCCAUUGGCAAUUUCUUUAGUCGGUGGGGUUUUGAGAGAGAAAAAAACGAUUGUUGAGUGGGAAUCAGUAAAUGAGCAUAUCAAAGCAGCCAUAUAUGGAGUUGAAGAGCAGAUUGAUGGAGUGCUAAAUUUAAGCUACGAAAGUCUACCGUAUUAUUUGAAGCCUUGUUUUCUCUCUUUGGGUAUUCUUCACGAGGAUGAAACCAUACCUUCUUUGGAUCUAUAUACCAUGUGGAUAGCACAAGGGAUGAUUUCAUAUGAGAAUAUUGGAGACAGGGAUAAAACAUUAAUGGAAAUCGCUCAGUUGUACUUAAGUGAUUUGGACUCUAGAAGUGAAGUUGAGCACGAGCAUACAGUCGCUUGUGGAGAAGAUAUCAGCGAGCAUAUCAGGAGGGAAGUUACCGAGGAAUCACUAAACUUAUUCACCUUAGAAGUUUGCGUUUACAAGAUUGUGAACUUGAUAAGCUACCCUCAUCCAUGA